GUACGUUCUAUCAGGGUCGCCGCAGAAGUUGUUUGUAGUUCGGAGUUCACACGACCGAAGUCACGUCAGCCAGAUAACCCUGUACUUUCCUGUGCUCAUUCCAACGAAAUAGCUGCAGAUAAGUAAAUCCUGCUUUCGAUUACGUACUAAACGAAAUGGCUGACUCAGGGCAAGCUAAAGCACAGGAAGAACCAGUAAAAUAUUACGCUCUGAAAGAGGUGGAGGAACACAACAACGAAAAGUCGCUAUGGGUCGUUAUCCAUAACAAAGUAUACGAUGUCACAAUGUUUUUGGCAUCGCAUCCUGGUGGUGAGGCAGUCAUGCUAGAACAAGCAGGUAAAAUAGCAUCGGAACCCUUCGACGAUGUCGGACAUUCGUCUGAUGCCAAGGCGCUGAAGGAAGAACACUAUAUAGGAGAACUGGCCACCGCUGACAGAGUAGCAAACGACAAAGAGAAAACACCGAACUACAAUGAAACGCCUGAAGCAAAACAAUCAAACUGGACGACCUUUGUGAUUCCGUUGCUCGUCACUGUUGGUGCAGCGUGCAUAUACAAGACUUACAUGUCGUCCUCCCGUUAAAACGCUCAGCACUUACAUCUCGUUCGUUUUCUCAGAGGUGGAGUGAAACGGUACCGUAGUUAUACAGUACUGGAGCCCGUUGUCAGAAACAAAAUUAGUCUUAACAUUAAUCUUAAGAUUGACGUUUCCUCGUAGACCGGACCCGCGUACGCUCCGUAUGAGAAACCCGUAACUUAACCGUGUUUCUGGCAACAGUCUAUGAGAAAAAGUUAAUGUUAAGACUAAUGUUAAGACUAACUUUGUGUUUCUGGCAACGGGUCCCUGAUGUGUGAUAGUAUUGCUUUGCAGUUGGUGUCAGCUACUGUGAUGAGGGUGUACGUACGUCGAUUAAGUUUGUAAGCAAGUGAAUCCUAACGUCAGCAUGUCGGAUGAUUGCGUGGGACUGCAUGUGACUUUCGUCAACCGUACACGCACGUGCGUACACACACCCACGUACGUAUGCGCGCACACACACACACACACGUACGCACGCGCGUAC
Messenger RNA from Priapulus caudatus, 1059 nucleotides. RefSeq names its product cytochrome b5-like. The transcript has 6 exons. Gene Ontology annotation, cellular component: intracellular membrane-bounded organelle; membrane. The coding region runs from base 156 to 581 and encodes 141 amino acids. The record is from RefSeq and is a predicted model, not a curated record. Gene Ontology annotation, molecular function: heme binding. NCBI's taxonomy places the organism in Eukaryota, Metazoa, Priapulida, Priapulimorpha, Priapulimorphida, Priapulidae.